Daphnia carinata is the source of this 1840-nucleotide messenger RNA. RefSeq names its product probable lysosomal cobalamin transporter. Gene Ontology annotation, biological process: protein localization to vacuole. Gene Ontology annotation, cellular component: vacuolar membrane. The coding region runs from base 90 to 1799 and encodes 569 amino acids. Lineage: Eukaryota; Metazoa; Arthropoda; Branchiopoda; Diplostraca; Daphniidae. The transcript is spliced from 8 exons. The record is from RefSeq and is a predicted model, not a curated record.
GAUACGUUUUAGGCUCUACCAGUCGUUGUUGUGACGCCGUCGUUUCCUGAUGUCGCAUUUUUACUUGUAGACUGGAGCCUGCCGAGAACAUGUCUCACGAUGGCCAAGCAUCGUUUGUGCCCCAAAACAUUGGAAUCUUGCUCACUUUGGUUUUCUUCACCUACGUCUUGCUCUCUGCCCUGUUUUUUACCUUCCUUGUCCGCUACAUUACUGGGAAACUAUCAGCCGAACGCGUUCCAACGGUUGUCUCGAUCGUGGCUCUCACGAUGGCAUCGCUGCCAACAGGGCUGAUUCCGAUCGACGUUUUCAUCGUGGGUUACAUGAAAAAUUCUUCUGGCCAAUUUCAGCCGUGGGCGAGUGACAUGCGAGAUCGUCAUGACUUUUCCACCACUCUUCUCUCUGCUUACUACGCGUCCUACAUCGCAACACUUUUCGUAACGUUCGUUAUCAUACCUUUAGCAUACUUCUUUCACAAAACGGAGACGGGUUCCUCUGGAAGGUCUCGUCAGAAUGUCUUAUCGGCGUUAUGUUACACCGGCUUGUCUCUCGUCAUACUCGUAGUUUUGCUAGCCAUCGGUGGAGUUGUGCCUACACGAGAUCUUCCGGCUCCCAAUUCUACGCUUGAAGACCAGUUUCGCAAUAUGGUAGACGAUUUAAAAACUUCAGAAUUGGAAGACAUGUUCUCCUUUGCGUUAUCUGUCAUAAGAAUUGUUGGAAUAACUUUGAUAACGGCUUACGUGGGCAUCGGAAUGGUAUUGGGACCAAUCACUCAUAUUCGAGGUUAUCCCGAUCCGCGCACUGAAUUGGCCAAUGUUCGUAAUCGCCGCUCUGGUAUCGAAAGGGAAAUAUCUGCCAUCCAGCAAACACGAGUGAGAAUAUCACCAGGUGUGCAUCAGCUACCGAGAACGGAAGCAAUCCGACUGCUUUCACUCGAACAUGAGGAUCUUGAUUUACGGGAAAGAGAAGAACAACUGAAGGAAACAAUCAAGCAUUGGCUUUCACCCUUUGUCAUGGUCUGUCGUCCAACUCAAAUCUGCGCCGGCAUAGUCGGAUUGCUUGUCGGUCUCCUCAUAUUCGUCUCCCUCUUUAUGACCAAUAUUUUGCGAGCCAUGUACUCCUUCGGUGAAACUGUCGGCUAUUUGAUGCCGACUGUUAAAGUACUCAAUCCACUCGAUCGAUUUGCACUCUCCAUCCAACGAGUCUUCCCACUCGACUUCAUCGUCAUCAUAUUCCUGGUUAUUUUCCUGAUCCUUGCAGCAACGUCGGCCUUCCAAAAAUUGGGUAUUGGAAUCCCAUGGAUCAAGACAUACAACAUUAGUCCUUGGAAAACCAAAAGCCGUUCCCUUCUUGUUUUCACGGCGAAUUUGGUACUCAUUCUGCUCGCUGUUGAUGUUCUGCUUUUAGCUUUGUUACCGCAGUACACAACUUACUCCUCACAACAUUAUGUCGCUUGCGCAGAGAACAUAUCCCUAUCUUACCCUCCUCUUCCGACGCCCCUUCCCGAUGCGACAAUAAAAAAUGAAGCCUUCGUGUUGAGCAGAGAAACAAGAGAGGGCGAAUGUAGCGAAACUGUGGUGCUUCCUUGCGACUGGACGGCUCCCGAAGAUCAAUGUGUUAUUACGCGGAUCGCCGUACUCUGGGCGCGAGUGUGUUACAAGACCUGGUAUUUUGGAGCCAUUUUCUACUGCAUCAGCUGGAUUUUCCUAAUUGUAAUCAUCUUGGAAGGAUGCGUUGCUACUUUCCGUCCGCAACACACAUCAAGCUCCAUCACGAUCCUUCCUGAUUUAGAAUCUUCUUGACCUUGCAUGCACGCUAGUUAUUCCAUGUUCCACAUUGGUAA